Drosophila willistoni is the source of this 1428-nucleotide messenger RNA. RefSeq names its product mediator of RNA polymerase II transcription subunit 15-like. The record is from RefSeq and is a predicted model, not a curated record. The coding region runs from base 1 to 1428 and encodes 475 amino acids. The transcript has a single exon. NCBI's taxonomy places the organism in Eukaryota, Metazoa, Arthropoda, Insecta, Diptera, Drosophilidae.
AUGGCAACACAGCAACUGCAUCAUAUGGUUGACCAGCAGCUUCAGUCUGCAGCACAGGCCUCUCAGUCUCAGGCGUCAACUCACACUGACACUCAACAACAGCAACCCAAAACUCCAGCUCCUCCUAUGUCAGCAAAUGUCCAACAUCAACAGAUACUGGCAACACAGCAGCAGCAUCAAUCAGCUGGACAGCAGCACCAGCCCACAGCACAGGCUUCCCAGCAACAGGCGUCAAGUUCUGCAGUCAGCAAACAGCAAAAGGCUGAAAGUCCACUGCCUCAAACUGCAGCAAAAAAUCAGCUUUUACAGCAAAUGAUGGCUCAGCAGCAGCAUAAACUGGCCGCCCAGCAGCACCAGCCCGCAGCGCGGACCUCUCAGCUUCGGAUCAUGUCUCCUACAGACACUCAGCAGCUGCAACCUGCAACUCCAGCUCCGCAAUUUACAGCAAGUAUGCUAUAUUCACAGCAAUUCGUGGCACAGCAGCAGCAGCAACUCGUUAUCCAGCGGCACCAGCCUGCAGCACAGGCCGCCCAGCCACUGGCUUCAUCUUCUGCUGACACACAGCAGCAGCAAUCUUCAACUCCAGCUCCUCCUGUGGCAGCAAACUCACAGCAAUCUCAGAUAUUGGCGACACAGCAGCAGCAACAACUGAUGAGCCAGCAGCAACAUCCAGAUCAGCAUCUGAUGGAGAGGUCGGCCCACUUUGAUGGUGCCCCAUCACUCAUCCGAUUUGAAUGCCAUCUAAGAUAUCAGAAAUUUAUUGAGAAUAACGAACUUAAAAGGCAAAAGGAGGAAAAGUUAAAAUUAAACAAACCGGUUGAGCGCAUGGAAGGACACGUCAUAAAUGGCCUAUUCAGAGACUUUAAAAACGGCACACGGAAUCGCGCGUACAUCGAAGAGCGACUAAAAGGCCAGCCAAUACAAAUCCAGAGACUUGUGUUGCCCCCUCUCAGGCCUGGGGAAACAAUCACAUACACCGAGGAUCAGCAACUCUCAAAAAAUCUCGAGCGAAUUGAAAACGAGCUCCUGAAUGAGAUUGACAAUAGCACAGAUGCUGAAAAAAAUGAAAUAGAGACUUUACCACCCAUGAAGGUGCAAAAAACUGCUAAUUUUUUUACUCACUUUCAGCCAGAUGAAUUCAAGGAAAUCCCCAUGCAGCGGUUGAAGGGACUUGGCCCUCCCGCUCACAGUCAGCCCACACCAGGCCUGGCCAGCAGGCAGUCCAUAUGGACGCAUCGUCCAAAUGAUGCCUGUGCUAACUCUACUCUGCGGUCGAAGGGAUUUGGCCCUCCCGCUACCAGUUGUUCUCCUCCAAAUAAACCUCCAGAUGAACAGAUGCUUCUCCAACGCCGUGUACCAGCUGAUAGUCCACUGCGCUGCCACUCCACAGGCGAACAUGCUCCUAUUCUGGAGCAAAAUGGCACGUAA